Molecule: messenger RNA, 1468 nt
Organism: Phoenix dactylifera (date palm)
Lineage: Eukaryota; Viridiplantae; Streptophyta; Magnoliopsida; Arecales; Arecaceae
Product: myb family transcription factor PHL7-like
Molecular function (GO): DNA binding; DNA-binding transcription factor activity
Source: RefSeq, a predicted model, not a curated record
CAGACCCUGGGCCUGGGCCUGCCCGCGGGUAGGGCUGUAAGAAAGAAGGCGACGCCCAUUCGAUCCCAUCCCUGCUCGUUGUUUGGCCGAAGCGCGAUCGGUCUCCGAGCUCUCAAAUCUAGCUCUCCGUCGCACCAGAGCCAGUGGAUUUCGUGCCUUGUGAUUUCUCCGGAGCUCCUAAUUCAACGAUUUCCGAGGUUUCCCGAUUGGAUAAUUAUAGAUGUAUCAACCAAAACCUAUCUCCAAUUUAGUCUCAGCUCACAGCAAUCCACUAGUUUGUGACCAGCCAAUAGAAUUAGCUGGCAACAAUAUGGGCCCGUGCAGUGGAGGGACCAAUCAGAAUAACCCUAAUCUGGCCUCAAGGCAGCGUUUGCGAUGGACGCAUGAACUUCAUGAACGUUUUGUUGAUGCUGUAACACAACUUGGUGGACCUGAGAGAGCAACUCCUAAAGGUGUACUCAGAACAAUGGGUGUAACAGGGUUAACCAUAUAUCAUGUCAAAAGUCACUUGCAGAAAUAUCGGCUUGCAAAAUAUAUUCCUGAGUCUUCAUCUGAUGGUACAAAGGCUGCAAAGAAAGAUUCUGGAGACCUACUUUCAGGCCUUGAAAACUCCUCAGGGAUGCAAAUUACUGAAGCACUUAAGUUGCAGAUGGAGGUGCAAAAACGGCUCCACGAACAACUAGAGGUACAAAGGCAGCUGCAGCUGAGGAUAGAAGCCCAAGGAAAAUAUCUGAAGAAGAUCAUUGAAGAGCAGCAGCGGCUCGGGGGCGUGAUGGCAGAAACACCGAGUGCAAGCAUUCCUGCCCCUAUCUCAGGCAACCAGUGCCUCGACUCCGACAAGACUGACCCCUCAACCCCUGCCCCAACCUCGGAGUCCCCACUCCAAGUCAAGGCUGCUAGUGGGGACCAUGGAGGCAGUGGUGGACUCUUCAAGAGCCUCUCCCAUGAUGAUUCCUUCUCGUCCCACCAUGAGCCUCUGACUCCUGACUCCAGCUGCCGUGCCGGCUCUUCUUUCGAGAGCCCAAAGCAUGAGAGGCCUAUCAAGAGGCAGCGGGAAGCCAGUGAUCCAGGGAAUGGGAAGACCGAGCUGGUGCUUGUUCAUCAUAUACUUGAGUCAAGUUCAGGCUCAGAUUUCCAGCAGCCAUGCUCAAUUUUCCCAGCUCGUGGAGGGCAUUUUGAUUCCACAGGCACUUCAAUCUGCGACGAUGAUAGGUUGAAGAAUGGCUCGGGAAGUGAUGUAUGAUCAAACUAAUGCAAUGCUUUUUCUUAGAUGGUGGCUUGUUAGUCUUCCCAGAGAAAUAUUGUUAGGAAGUGUAGGUACUAUGAUUAUAUUAUGAUUACAAUGUGAUAUUUACGCCUGUAACUUUUCACCAUUUCAUGAUAUCUCCAUUUCCUGAGAUGCCUGUGUGCAUGUAUAAUUCAGAAAGAAAGUAAUAUCUCUGGACUUCAUCAAAGUUGGAUUCUUGGA